Messenger RNA from Silurus meridionalis, 4477 nucleotides. RefSeq names its product cadherin 7a (gene cdh7a). Gene Ontology annotation, cellular component: adherens junction; catenin complex; plasma membrane. The record is from RefSeq and is a predicted model, not a curated record. Gene Ontology annotation, molecular function: cadherin binding; calcium ion binding. Gene Ontology annotation, biological process: multicellular organism development; cell-cell junction assembly; calcium-dependent cell-cell adhesion. Lineage: Eukaryota; Metazoa; Chordata; Actinopteri; Siluriformes; Siluridae. Bases 651 to 3068 code for a protein of 805 amino acids. The transcript is spliced from 12 exons.
GAGACAGAGAGUGUGUGUGUGUGUGAGAGAGAGAGAGAGAGAGAGAGAGAGUGCAAACGCGUGCGCUCCUGAGUGUGUGUGCGCUCCUGAGUGUGUGUGUGUCUCCUGGCCAAGCGUCUCUGCAGCUGCGACUUUUCAAUGGACCUCAUUGUCGCGGUGUCGCGCUCGUAGGCGUGCGGGGAAAAACCUCGCGCGUGCGGGAGAACAGCUCGCGUGCGCUGCGGACUCUCCGCUCCGCUCAUUUGCGGGUUUUUUUUUUGCGGGGCACGUGCCAGCCGUCCGGAGCGCAACGGGUACCUGCUACACUCCUUCUUUGAUUUCUUUUUUUUCGUUAAAUCUUCUCUUUCGAAGAAGCUUUUUUUAAACUCAAACAACAGGAUCUUUGUUUUUGUGUUGUUUUCUUACCUGAACCCGGGUGCACGCGCGGUGCGGGUGAAGGAUUGGCGUUCCUGAUUCAGCUGUGAUCUACAUCCACUUCACCUGUGGUCCGGCUCAUCAAUCAGUCCUGCUCCUCAUCUCCACUGCCUUUCCACCCAGAGAACAAACUCCAGAGCAAACCCCGAGCUGCUGGAUAACUCGUGCCUCACUGUCACCCCACACUGACUUCUUCUCAACGCUUUGAAUUAGUUUUUUCUCCUCCGGCCUACACCAUGAGCAGGAGGAGUCAUCGGGGAUGGUGUGGACUGAUGGUGUUCGGCAUGGUCGUCCUGGUCCAGUGGGCGGGCAACUGCCGGGCCAUGACGCUAAACUCGAUUCCUUUGCAUCCAGAACCAGACGCACCAAUCCGAGUCGAGGAUGAGGACAUGGUUCUCCACAGACACAAGAGGAACUGGGUGUGGAACCAGUUCUUCGUCCUGGAGGAGUACACGGGAGAUGAUCCGCUCUAUGUCGGCAAGCUGCACUCGGAUGUGGAUAAAGGCGAAGGUAGGAUUAAAUAUGUCCUGAACGGAGAAGGUGCCACCACCAUUUUCACUAUCGAUGAGAACACAGGUGACAUCCACGCCACCAAACGCCUGGACCGAGAGGAGCAGGCCUACUACACGCUGCGCGCUCAGGCCCGCGACCGCGCCACCAACCUGCCCGUCGAACCCGAGUCCGAAUUCGUCAUCAAGGUGCAGGACAUCAAUGACAACGAGCCACGCUUUCCAGACGGACCGUACCAAGCACAAGUCCCCGAAAUGUCUCCAGUGGGUACGUCGGUGGUGGAGGUGAAGGCGACAGACGCAGACGAUCCCACAUACGGAAACAGCGCCCGAGUCGUCUACAGCAUCCUUGAAGGCCAGCCGUAUUUCUCAGUGGAACCCAAGACAGGUAUCGUGAGGACGGCGCUGCCCAACAUGGACCGCGAGGCGAGGGAUCAGUACCUGCUCGUCAUCCAGGCUAAAGACAUGGGUGGUCAGAUGGGCGGCCUCUCGGGGACCACCACCGUCACAGUCACGUUAAGCGACGUGAACGACAAUCCUCCACGCUUUUCCCGAAAAUCCUAUCAGUUCAGCGUGCCCGAAUCGUUGCCUGUGGCUUCCGUGGUGGCCAAGAUAAAGGCCUUGGAUGCAGACGUGGGCCCCAACGCGGAGAUGGAGUACAGAAUUAUCGAAGGAGACGGCCUCGGGGUUUUCAGGGUCGAGCCAGACAAAGACACUCAGGAAGGAGUCAUAACUCUGCUGAAGAGUUUGGACUUUGAAACAAAGUCAAGCUACAGUCUGAAAAUUGAAGCGUCCAACAGACACGUGGAUCCUCGGUUCCGGGGCCAGGGGCCGUUCAGCGACAUGGCAACCGUCAGGCUGGUGAUAGAGAAUGUAGAUGAGCCGCCGGUCUUCACUACGCCCGUCAGCAGAAUGGUGGUCUCCGAGGCGGCCAAAGUGGGCACCAUCAUCGGCACGGUUUCUGCCGUGGAUCCCGACUCUACCAACAGCCCCAUCAGGUACUCGAUCGACCGGAACACUGAUCUGGAGCGUUACUUCAACAUCGAGGCUGCGAGCGGCGUCAUCAGCACGGCCAAGCCGUUAGAUCGAGAGAUGAACGCGGUGCACAACAUCACCAUCCUCGCCAUCGAAAGCCUGGAUCCGUCUCAGGUGGGGAAAGGAAUCACGCUCAUCACGGUGAUGGAUGUCAACGAUAACGCUCCCGUCUUCGCCAUAGAGUACGAGACGUUCCUGUGCGAGAGCUCCGGACCAGGCCAGGUGAUCGAGACGGUGAGCGCGGUGGAUAAAGACGAGCCUCCCAGCGGUCAUCGCUUCUUCUUCUCCCUGACUGCCGAAGCUGCCGGGAACCACAACUUCACCCUGCGGGACAACAAAGAUAACACCGGGUCCAUCCUGACUAAGCGCGGAGGAUUUCACAGGCGAGAGCAGCCGCUGUACCGUCUGCCUGUGCUGAUAGUGGACAGCGGGAGUCCGUCUCUCAGCAGCACUAACACUCUGUCCAUCAGGGUGUGUGAGUGCGACUCUGAUGGAGCUCCACAGGCCUGCGGAACUGAGGCCUUCCUCCUGACCGCUGGUCUCAGCACCGGGGCGCUCACAGCCAUCCUGGCCUGCAUCAUGACACUGCUCGUGCUGGUGCUGCUGAUCGUGACGGUGCGAAGGAGAAAGAAGGAGCCGCUCAUUGUGGACGACGAGCGAGACGUGCGCGAGAACAUUGUCCGCUACGACGACGAGGGGGGCGGAGAGGAAGACACCGAGGCCUUCGACAUGGCAGCCCUGCGCCACCUCAACGCCACACGGGAGAGCAAAACGCGCCGCGAUGUGACCCCCGACAUGCCCGCCGUCCCCACGCUGUACCACACCCGCCCCCCGCCGUACAAAAUGGCUCCCGACAACGGCGUUUUCCGUGACUUCAUAUGGGAGCGACUGAAGGAGGCAGACGUGGAUCCUUCUGCUCCGCCCUACGACUCACUCCAGACGUAUGCCUUCGAGGGCAGCGGCUCGGCCGCACAGUCCCUCAGCUCCCUCGAGUCGCUCAGCACCGACUCGGAGCACAACUACGACUUCCUGAGCGACUGGGGGCCGCGCUUCAAAAAGCUGGCCGAUCUCUACGGCCACGCCGAAGCCAGCAACAUCUUCUCCUCUUAGCCAGAGAGGGUCGGUUUCGUCAGCAGAUACAAAAACAAAAAAGGAACAGUCACCGAGUGCCAAUGACUCACCACACCACUCCUCGAAGAGGGAGACAGGAGCGAGACUUUUCAUUCCGACAAAAAAAUGGAUGGUGGGUUUUUUUUAAGUAAAGAACAAACAAAAUUCAAGACAAAAAUGAACAACCAGUGACAGAUGCCGUGAUCUGAAAUGACAUGAUCCCUGAAAAGAGGUGGGAGGAAAGACUUAAAAAAAAAAUGGGACAUUUAUACGUGGGAGAAAAAAAAACGUUGGCAUCGAUUUCCCCACCGAAACGUCGAUAAUCCUCUCCGAGGACAGAUUGUGGAUUCUUACAUUGUGGCACUUGGAUUUAAACCCACAAUCAGACGCCAAGCUCAGACACAGAAAGGAUCUAGCAGGGAUAAAGGGCAGGGGGCGGAGGCGGGCGCCAGAGUCCUUCCUGGAAUUUGUUGUGCAGAGACUAUUUUUCGAGGCAGCGGCGAUGAUGAUGAUUCAGAGUGUUCCUGCCUGCCUGGCGAGCCAGCCAGCAAGCGAGUUCUGUGCUGCGUCGUAACCCGUGUUCUGUGACGGUAUCUCAAUGUUUCUGUUCUCUCACAUAUUUCUAUGACUCACAGUUUCUUCAGCCUCAAAAAAAACCCGAAAAAUCGAUACGAAUUAAGUCGCCGAAAUACUCUCGAAAGACAGACUGCUUCGUGAGGUAAUGCAACUGUCGCUGUGUAAAAUAUGACACCAGGCUUUAGUUUCAUCUGAAGUAAAGCAUCAGUGUUGAUGAAAAACAGCCAAACCACAGAUUUAAAUAUAAAAAAAGGGGGUUUUGAUAUGUACAGUAUCUCUUACUGGAUGGGAUGAGAUCCAAGUGCUCACAGGUGUUCUGUUUGGGGGGGGAUGUUUCUUUUCUGCAGCAGGAACAUGGUGUGAAAUAGAAGGAUUAAACCUAUCCAUCACAUCUCUCUCUCUCUCUCUCUCUCUUGCUUUCUCUCUCACUUUUCAACAAAUGUAUUUGUAGUGUCAGGUUCUGCCUCAUGUACCGUGUACUGUAAGUACGUUCUGGAUGAUUAUUAUUGUGCAAGUCGGGGUUUUUUUUUCUAAUGUUUCGUUUCAUUUUGCUGUAGUUUUUUUUUUUUCUCUUUUUUUCUUUUACCUGCAGAGACCAGGUCGAGCUCGCUGAGCCUCGGUGCCGAAACGGUGUUAAUACAUAAAACUGUCUAUUCUGUCUUUCCGCUUUUUCUCGUUUGCGAUUCGUGAAUGAGCCGAAAAAAAAAAAAAAAAAAAGAAAAUACGUGAUUUGAAACUAUGCUUUGAAAUAUCCUUCAUAUACACCAUAAUUGAAAUAUGGACUUUUUUUGUACAGUCGUAAAGUAAAUAAAAAAUGCACAGCUUCUUUUUAA